Messenger RNA from Anoplophora glabripennis (Asian longhorned beetle), 553 nucleotides. RefSeq names its product keratin-associated protein 5-4. The coding region runs from base 91 to 438 and encodes 115 amino acids. The record is from RefSeq and is a predicted model, not a curated record. The transcript is spliced from 2 exons. Lineage: Eukaryota; Metazoa; Arthropoda; Insecta; Coleoptera; Cerambycidae.
UAAAUGGUAUUAAAUAGGAUGGGCCCCAAAGGGUCCUCAGUACAACAUUUUCGUCGAAAGUAAGAAAAUCACCACUACAUCAACACUAAGAUGCCUUGCACGGAGUGUGGUUGUAAAAAAUCCGCUGAGAGAACCUUAGCAGAAGAAACAAGGAACCUGACAUUGUCGGAAACGAGAGAACCGGAGUGUGCCUGUAAAGCGCAAGCUUCCCAGAAGUCAUGCUGUUCUUCGAAUUCUAGUUGCUGCUCUGAAUCCAGACCCAGCCGCCGCGGCUGUUCCUGCUGCUGCAGGAGCUGCUGCGCCUGUUGCAGAUGUUGUUCGAGGUCUUCCAGGGAUUGUUGUCAAGACAGGAUCAACGAAACCAAGUCUCGUGGUUGCAGCUCUUGCGGAAAGAAAGAGGAACCAGUAACACAAGCUGCCUGCGGUUGCAAUCAUUAAGUUCUUUUGAUGUGGUCACAAAAUACUUUUAAAUUAUACGGGAGGGGGGGGGAUUGUCAUGAAACUGUUUAUAUGUGUCAUAAUUUAAUAUAAUAAAACUACAAAGACUGUCUUA